GGGCGAAGGGAAGGCCACCUUGGAGAAGUGAGGACUACAACGCCCGGCGUCCUUCGGGUUGAGGCGGGCUUGCCCGUCCUUCGCCCGGCUGAUACUAUGUGCGGAAUGGAGAGGAAGGCCGAUUCCAGGGCUGAUGGUGGAUAAGCAAGAGGCUCAGAGCGCUGAAAUAUUUGGAGGGUGGCGGGAAGGUCUUGGAGCCCCCUUUUCCUCGCAUGCUAGCAGAAUUCCGGGACUGGGCACAAUUUCCUGAGGCAACAAGAUGGCUGUACGAAAUGUGCUGGUGACUGGCUGCUCCUCUGGCAUUGGGCUGGCCCUGGCAGUGCGUCUGGCAAGAGAUGAGAUGAAGCGAUUUCGAGUUUUUGCCACCAUGAGAAAUUUGGAGAAAAGUGAAGCCCUGAAGAAGCAAGCAGGGCCAGCACUGGGGAAGAUGCUUGAAAUCAAAGAACUGGAUGUGACCAGUGAGGACUCCAUCCGACGCUGCGUGGACAGCAUCCCCCAACGCAGGGUGGAUCUGCUGGUGAACAAUGCAGGAUUUGGCAUUAUUGGUCCAGUGGAAAGCCAGAGCAUGGCCUCAAUCCAACGCCUCUUCGACACCAACUUCUUUGGCUUGGUGCGCCUUAUACAGGAAAUAUUCCCUGACAUGAAGCGGCAAAAGAGGGGGCAGAUUGUUGUGAUGAGCAGCGUCCUAGGGUUACAAGGUCUCCUCUUCAAUGACGUCUACUCUGCCUCCAAAUUUGCUGUGGAGGGUUUCUGCGAGAGCUUGGCCCUGCAGGCCCUAAAAUUUGGGAUCAAAAUCAGUUUGAUUGAACCAGGACCAGUGAUAUCAGAGUUUGAGAGGAAGCUCUAUGAAGAGGCAGCGAGCAUGGAUCUCUCUGGCGUAGAUAAAGAGACACUGGAUAUUUUCCACAACUUCUAUCUAUCAUAUUCCAAGGAGGUCUUUGCUGCACUGGGACAGUCUCCAGAAGAGGUGGCUGAGCAUGUUAUGAAAGUGAUCACUUCUGAGAACCCUCCAUUGCGAUACCAGACCAAUAGCUUCUACACACCCAUCACCACUCUCAAACAAGCUGACCCCAGUGGGAACCUGCCUCUCAACACCUUCCACCAGAUGAUCUUCCAACAUGACCGGCUCUUCAAAGCCAGCCUCAGCCUCCUCAAAAUGCUCCAGUGGAGGAAGAGGCGAGAUAUGGACCAUAUCAAGUCCCCAUGAAAAGAAGAUGCUACCUAUCUCAGAGCCUCUUAUUCCCUAGCAGGCUUCUGACAAGAGUCCUUCCAUUAGCUACAGGAUCACAUUUACAACCUACAUGCAGAGUGUUUUCCUGUAGUGCAAAAUGAGGUGGCCCUGGCCUGGGACAGUAUAUUUUGGGGGUCUAAUGUUGCCUACUUAGAGCAAUAAGGAGCUAGAAUGAGAUUACAUUUUGAUCUGCAGGUUGCAAAGAGUGUCAUAUUUUUAAUGUUUCUUAUGUAACAUCUUUGCAUAAUACAUUUCUCAAUAAGCUAUGAUACCUGAAUCAACAAUGUAACCUUGCAUCUGCAGUCCAAACUGGUGCGAUCCAAAAUAGAUCCCAUCGAUCUAGUACAGUACAGCAUUUUCCAUUCUUGGCAACUUCUAGAUGUGUGGACUUCAGUUCCCAGAAUUCUCAACAAUGGUUAUCCUGGCUGUGGAAUUCUUUAAGUUGAACAUACUUAGCUUGGGAAAUAUAGGGCUAGCACCUCAUUCUGUAUAUUAUAUACAAUGCCUUUCUGAUUUGUUGUUUUUUUCCUAAAAAAAUGUACUGGAAGUCUGGGCUCCUACCUAAAUGCAUUCCCUACUGGACAUGUCUUUCCAGUUCUUGACUAUGUUAGGCCAUCUCUGAGGUUAGUUUUGAGAAUGAAAGAUACUUAAAACAAUUCUUAAGGCUAAAAAAAGAGAUUGAGCAUACAUUUUCAAGUUUUUUUUUCUGGAAAAAAGAAAAGAAAUUGACUAGAGGAACCAAUUACUGUAAACAAGGGAUUAAGAAAAAUAUAAAAGGGCACAAAGCAAAGGAAAAGAAGAUUAGGGGGAAAUAUGGAAACAAAAAUGUCAUUAACGGAGACUGCUUGUAUUCAGGUUUUCAUUGAGAAAAACUUCACUAGUUUUCUUUUCUGUGUCUUUCUCAGAUAAAACUCCCAGCUCCUAAGCCCUUUUUAUUUGGGGUGGAAGACUUGUAAUCAGAGUUGGAUCGGUUAGUUAAUCUGCAUUAUUGUCAUCCAAAAGUAUGUACAUGAUACAGGUGAGGAGAAUCUUUUUUAUAUUGCAGAUCCAAAAGGACUUGCAUUGUAUGGGCAUUGACAGGUUUUGAGGCCUGAUGUAAUCCUAUGCAUCUUUAUUCAGAAGUAAGUCUUAUUCAGUUCAGUGGACUUCCUUCCUGGUAAGUGUCUAUUGGGUUGCUCCCUCACCUUUCACCAUUCAAUAAUCUGUGAAAUAAAAACUUACAUAUAGGAAA
Messenger RNA from Candoia aspera, 2462 nucleotides. Its product is annotated as retinol dehydrogenase 8-like. The record is from RefSeq and is a predicted model, not a curated record. NCBI's taxonomy places the organism in Eukaryota, Metazoa, Chordata, Lepidosauria, Squamata, Candoiidae. Gene Ontology annotation, biological process: estrogen biosynthetic process. The coding region runs from base 260 to 1207 and encodes 315 amino acids. The transcript has 7 exons. Gene Ontology annotation, cellular component: cytoplasm; cytosol. Gene Ontology annotation, molecular function: estradiol 17-beta-dehydrogenase [NAD(P)+] activity.